Molecule: messenger RNA, 2839 nt
Organism: Fukomys damarensis (Damara mole-rat)
Lineage: Eukaryota; Metazoa; Chordata; Mammalia; Rodentia; Bathyergidae
Gene: Wdr5
Product: WD repeat domain 5
Exons: 14
Coding region: 341-1345 (334 amino acids)
Cellular component (GO): Set1C/COMPASS complex
Molecular function (GO): histone binding
Source: RefSeq, a predicted model, not a curated record
GGGGUGUGUGCUGAAGGCCGGGCGGCCGAGCUCGCCGCGGACUAAAAGCCGCGUACUAAAGCCGCUCACCAAGCUUCCCCUUGCUCGCGAACUGUCCCAGCUCAGACACCCGAGCCUUCCCGGGAAGAUGCCCAGCCGCGGGCCCCGCCAAGACUGUGGGAACUGGGUUGGUUGGUUUAACAUGCUAAUGUUUUGAGAUCGGGAGGCUUAAGACCAACCAGGUGGUGUUCCUCUCCCGAAGGCAGCCCACCCAUCUCCAGGGCCCCCGCUUCAGGGUUUGACCAGUAGACGGCCUCCUCCAUUGUGAACCGAUCCGUGGCUUCCUGUGGGCUUCAGCGCCAUGGCCACGGAGGAGAAGAAGCCGGAGACAGAGGCUGCGAGGGCACAGCCCACCCCUUCCUCCUCGGCCACACAGAGCAAGCCGACUCCUGUGAAACCAAACUACGCCUUGAAGUUUACCCUGGCUGGCCACACGAAAGCCGUGUCGUCCGUGAAGUUCAGCCCUAACGGAGAGUGGUUGGCAAGCUCAUCUGCUGAUAAACUCAUUAAAAUCUGGGGUGCAUAUGACGGGAAGUUUGAGAAGACCAUAUCAGGCCACAAGCUGGGAAUCUCCGAUGUGGCCUGGUCGUCAGACUCUAACCUCCUCGUGUCUGCCUCGGAUGACAAGACCUUGAAGAUAUGGGAUGUGAGCUCUGGAAAGUGUCUGAAGACCCUGAAGGGUCACAGCAAUUAUGUCUUCUGCUGCAACUUCAACCCGCAGUCCAACCUCAUCGUCUCAGGGUCUUUUGAUGAGAGCGUGAGGAUCUGGGACGUGAAGACAGGGAAGUGCCUCAAGACGCUGCCUGCUCACUCCGACCCGGUCUCGGCUGUCCAUUUUAAUCGUGACGGAUCCUUGAUAGUUUCCAGCAGCUACGACGGCCUCUGCCGCAUCUGGGACACUGCGUCCGGCCAGUGCCUGAAGACACUCAUUGACGACGACAAUCCACCCGUGUCCUUCGUGAAGUUCUCUCCCAACGGCAAAUACAUCCUGGCGGCCACGCUAGACAACACACUGAAGCUCUGGGACUACAGCAAGGGGAAGUGCCUGAAGACGUACACGGGCCACAAGAACGAGAAGUACUGCAUAUUUGCCAAUUUCUCCGUGACCGGCGGGAAGUGGAUCGUGUCUGGCUCUGAGGACAACCUGGUGUACAUCUGGAACCUGCAGACCAAGGAGAUUGUCCAGAAGCUGCAGGGCCACACAGAUGUGGUGAUCUCAACGGCUUGUCACCCCACGGAGAACAUCAUCGCCUCGGCCGCCUUAGAGAAUGACAAAACCAUUAAGCUGUGGAAGAGCGACUGCUAAGCCCUCCUGCACCCGGACUGUCGGAGGUCAACCGGUUGGCAAGAAGCAUGGCGGGGCACAGGUGUGGGGCCCAGGUGGCUGCCUGCGUGCGCCGCGGAGGACGGUGGGCCGAGGGAUGUGCACCCCAGGAGGCUGUGGCGUUGUUGGGACGUUUCUUGCCAGCUCUGUCCUCGCCCAGGGAGGAGUUCCCAGUCCAUUUGCUGAGAGGCCACAAAAGUUUUUAAUUUUUUAUUACAAGAGAGCGAAGUUCAAUUUAUCAUGGGUUGUUUUUUCCAGUAAUUGUUCUGUACAUUUUUGAUAUUUUCCUAUCCAGUGCGAGCGAGCGCUGUCCCCUUUCUAGGGCGGUGGGCGCUGCCAGCUCACCGAUCCCCAUCCGAAUUAGUGCCCAGCGCGUUCUCUCGUCUUCUGGAACACAAAGCGUUGUGAGGUCCCUGCCGUGUUGAGUCCUUUGUAUCAGGAGUUCUGGGCCGGGCACUGACACAUAGCGAUAGCAGGCCGUGUCCCCUUGUCUCUGGUGUUCAUGCAGCUGCACAAACUAUAAUAAAAGGUGGGAUUUUGUACUUGCUCCUGGCACCUGCAUUCCGACGGAGCAUGUUUCCACCUGGUGUAUUACUUGCUUGGCCUGGGCGGGUGGGGAAUGGCAUCCUGCAGAGGUGCUGCCAGCCGGUUCCUCCCUUUUCAUUGGCGGCCGGGCUUCCUGUGGCGCCCAGGGCCCAGUGCUUCCCGUGGGCCUCUUGGGCCUGUGGGUGGCCGUCACCUGCAUCCUAGGCCACAUCAGUGUCUAGCAUGGGAGGGAACGAGCUGCCCUCAAGGCUGGGCGUCCUGGUGCCCUCAGAGAUACCCCCGGGGGCCCUUGGUGUCACUUGAGCCUCCCACAUCCCUGUAUCAGCCGGGGCCUCUGGCAUGUGGCUCCUCAGGGAUCGGGUCUGGGGAGAGGCAGCUGCCAGGCUCACCACUGCUGCCUGGCUGUGUGCAUGGGGACCUGGCUGGAAGGUGGUGGCCGUCAUGGAGACGGCUGAGGGCGAGCUGCAGGGAUGUGAGGCACGUCACCCUGCAGGAUCCCCUAUCCGCAGCACUUGGGACCUUGGGGCCAGCCAGUGUCAUCUGUGAGGGCCCAGAGCAGGGAGCUGGGCCUGUGGGGACUCACAGCGAGUCCCUGUCCCCAGCCAGGCAGGACCUGGGCAUCCUCAGUGCCUGCCGUCCAGUGGUGUGAGGUAAGAAACCUGGAAGGCACUUAGGAAGAGGCUCGUGCCAUUUCGCUGUACCAGGAGGCACACAUGCGGGUUGUCACGUCCAUUGUGGCAGCAGCGGGAGGAGGGUCCGAGGCCUGUGCCUGCCUCCUGUGUGACGGACCUGUCACGCUGCUGCAGGACGUUUGUCCCGGGUAGAGCCCUUCCUGCUGGGGCAGGGCUUGCUGUGCUGAACGCUGUAUCCUGAAUAUAGUUUUAUUUUUUCUACAGUUGAACUCUCUGUUGUAGAUUUAUGUACAAAUAC